Molecule: messenger RNA, 681 nt
Organism: Letharia columbiana
Lineage: Eukaryota; Fungi; Ascomycota; Lecanoromycetes; Lecanorales; Parmeliaceae
Exons: 1
Coding region: 1-681 (226 amino acids)
Source: RefSeq, a predicted model, not a curated record
AUGGGUGUCCUUGUACGACUCAUUGGCUCUGGUGUUGGCCUUGCAGCCGAAGCCAUCGCUUCAAAGAAACAGAGAUCGCGCUCAAACUCCCCUGGAGCUAAUCUGUCCCCCCAAGCCUCUGCCUCGAGCACCAGGGAUAUAGGACCUUCCUCUUCAAGCAACAAGAGCGAGAAGAAAUCUUCAAAAGCGCGUGAGGCACACGAAGACUUUGAAGAACCACCGCCAGCCUACGAACAAGUUGUCGAAGUACCCGAAGAGCGGGCAGACGAGCUCAUCGCAGAUGGGAAAGCGUUGCCCUUGGACGAGAAACACGGUCCAAGUCAGGAAAGAGAGGGCCACGAAGAUGACAGCGACAGCGACAGCGAGGGCGACGAAGCGAAUUGGGCUCUUGACGAAGCAGCCGAAGAAGUCGCAACGCCCGGAGCCGAAGAUCCCAAGCUCAAGUACGGAAUGAUGGCACAGCCGACGAUCGAAUCGUUCAGCGCGGUGGUGAUGUCGAAAUGCCCGCCUCUGAAACACCCGACAAAUCCGCUGCAACGACCUGUUAUCAUUCCGCAGCGAAGACCCGGCGCUCGAGACCGCGGCUUCAUCCACGCUUACUCGCCGGACCUCGCCGAAAAAGGCAUUUCCGAAGAAGCUUUCCUAUCGGGCGAAUUACUAAUUCAUACCCCGAAAGUAUAG